Messenger RNA from Musca vetustissima, 1206 nucleotides. RefSeq names its product vitellogenin-1-like. Gene Ontology annotation, molecular function: lipase activity. The record is from RefSeq and is a predicted model, not a curated record. The transcript is spliced from 3 exons. NCBI's taxonomy places the organism in Eukaryota, Metazoa, Arthropoda, Insecta, Diptera, Muscidae. Gene Ontology annotation, biological process: lipid metabolic process. Bases 1 to 1206 code for a protein of 401 amino acids.
AUGAAGCUGCAAUUAAAAUUCGCUAAAUUUAUUGGUGAGCUAAUUUUAAUUUGUGCCACCAUCACCAGUCAAGUUGCAGGCCAGGGUAUAAAUUUUAAUGAUUUCGGAAAUUCGGCUGUUAAUAUUAUUCAAGGAUUAAGUUCACAAGGCAUACAGGAAAUACCAACACCAGAUAAAAUAUUCUCUACAUCAAUUCAAGUGUUAUUUGGUUUCCCCGAACAAGUAAUUUUUACUGCUAUCAAUCAGGCAUGUUCGUUGUUUUUGGCUUCGGGAGCUAUUAAUCCCCGAGUAACUCCCAGUGUUGAGAAAAUGCAUUUCCAAUUGAGAACUCCAUGUAAAAAUAUAAGUGUUCCUCUGCAGCAACCAGAGGAGCUUGUUAAUUUAGAGGAAUUCGAUAUUGAGAAGAAAGUAGUUAUAUUAGUAAGUGGUUGGGGUUCGGAUGGAAAUAAGAGUACAUAUAUUCAAGAUUUUGCCGAUGCUUUUAAUUGCCGGGGUGAACAUAAUUUUGUGUACCUAAACACAGGAGAUUCCAUACAAACUCUGUAUUCAUGGUCCGCCUUUAAUACAGAUGAAAUUGGUAACAUUUUGGCAGAGAGUUUGCAACGCUUGACCCAAUGCAUUCCCGUGGAGAAUAUACAUUUAAUAGGUCACAGUUUGGGUGCACAAAUUGUUGGCAAAGCUGGACGACAAUAUAAGGAAUUAACGGGACAAUCGCUGCCACGUAUAACUGGCUUAGACCCGGCCAAUCCAUGUUUCAAUGAAGGUGAACAGUUAUCGGGUAUAUCACGUGGUGAUGCAACAUUUGUUGAUAUCAUACAUUCAAAUCCGGGUGUUUUGGGUAAAUCUCAGUCGUUGGGAGAUGUUGAUUUCUAUCCAAAUGGCAAGCAAGCCAUACAACCGGGAUGUGUUAAUUUUGGCUGUUCCCAUGAACGUUCCAUGCGUUAUUUCAUUGAAACUGUGUAUCCCGUCAAUGAGCAGAACUUUGUGGCAAAACGUUGUAACUCACUGGAUGGUAUUGAUAAUGGACGAUGUAAUGGUCCGGAACAUGUUAUGGGCUAUGCUGUACCACAUGAUAUUGAGGGAAAUUAUUAUUUGAAUGUAAACGGCGAUCAGCCGUAUGGUCAAAAUGCACCAGCUGAGGCAAUUGUUCAACCAAAUCAAUGUGGUAAAUGUGACAAUAUUGAAUUCCCAGAUGAUGUCAAUUAA